AUGUGUCUCGUUGGACAUCACGCCAUCGUGGAAUGGGAAAGUAAAAAUCCUACAAGUUACAUAACGUAUAUCGUUCUGACUCUUUCUUUUAUUUUUAAUAUCUUUAUAUUAUGUUACAUCGGUGAGCUUGUUGCCGAAAAGUAUAAGAAGAUCGGCGAGGUGUCAUAUACGAUCGACUGGUAUCGUUUACCAGGAAGAAAGAGCCUCGACGUCGUGUUGAUGAUCUCUAUGUCCAAUACGUCGAUCAAACUUACCGCCGGAAAUAUCUUCGAGUUGAAUUUCAGCACUUUCAGCGACGUGAUUAAAACGUCGGUCGCCUACUUUAACCUGCUGCGUACAGUAACGUAA
Wasmannia auropunctata (little fire ant) is the source of this 348-nucleotide messenger RNA. Its product is annotated as odorant receptor 4-like. Lineage: Eukaryota; Metazoa; Arthropoda; Insecta; Hymenoptera; Formicidae. The transcript is spliced from 4 exons. Gene Ontology annotation, cellular component: plasma membrane. The record is from RefSeq and is a predicted model, not a curated record. Gene Ontology annotation, molecular function: odorant binding; olfactory receptor activity. Gene Ontology annotation, biological process: detection of chemical stimulus involved in sensory perception of smell; sensory perception of smell. Bases 1 to 348 code for a protein of 115 amino acids.